Aspergillus uvarum CBS 121591 is the source of this 728-nucleotide messenger RNA. RefSeq lists its product as uncharacterized. The record is from RefSeq and is a predicted model, not a curated record. The transcript has a single exon. The coding region runs from base 109 to 531 and encodes 140 amino acids. Lineage: Eukaryota; Fungi; Ascomycota; Eurotiomycetes; Eurotiales; Aspergillaceae.
UCGACCAUUGCACAACCUCUCCACCUGAGCGACUAUCUUACCUCAGGACAGGGAGUACCUAUGAUUCAGGCAAUGUGGAACGCACAUGACCACUAAGCGGCCACAGCGAUGGACGCCCACGAUAAACAACAAGCUCCGGUCUCCGAGCUCCUUCAAUCGACCCCGGUCCCCAUUGCGCAGCUCUCCCCGUCGCUCGACAAUCUACCCCACAACUCCGUGCGCGGUGUCGUGGCUCUGCUAUGGCCGUAUUCGUCGUCCACGCGGUCGAUCAGUUUGCUUCUCGCGGAGCCCGACUUUCGGCUCCGGCGGUCUGGCGGACAAGUGAGGGUCGUCUUCCACGGACCCGUCGCGGAAGAGGUCGCCAAGUCGCAGGUUGGGAUCGGCGACAAUGUGUAUCUCAGCCUGCACGGAUCCAGGCUAACCGACAAUGACCCGAAAGUUCUCACCCCGGGCAAGAGCGUCGCCUGGGAUGUCCAUUUCGAGACUACGGUUCUGGUCGAGGUGAGUGAAACCACUGAGAACCGAAAGUGAAACUGAAGGGUGGUGGCUCAUUGCGCACUAGGUAUGGCGCUCCGAUCAACAUCUUUCCACCGUCAAGAUCGAUCCUCCCUCGUCUCCCCUGCCCGCUGCCGAGAGUACCACGCCCACACCGACUACCCCGGAUCCGAAAGGCAGUGCCUUCCCCCGCGGCCUCGACUCGGCGACCUGGCAAUCGCCCGCUUUCCUGG